AUGGAGGUGUCGCCAAAGGCUCUCAUCGACAAGGAUAUAAAGACUUCCUUGAUGCGCCUGCAGAUUAAACCGACCAACUGGGAUGACCUCGUGCAGAACGGACCGACAUGGAGGAGAGCAGUGAUCUAUGAAGCCCGCCGCGAAACCGACGCCAAAGCCAACGUGAAGCCCCUGUCGCAAACUCCGCGAAGACGGCCACCCCCGUCACCGCCGACCACACAGUCGCUGCCCCGCCGCCACCAAUCACUGGCAUCAUCAGCCGUGCCCCAUCUCCUGACUCGACAACAGCGACCAGCUCCACCAAUGCCACGAAAUCACGCACACCCCCCACCGAUGGGACGACAUACAACGUCCCAUAACCUUCUACCAUCACAACCAACACCCCCACCUCUAGCGAUGAGGAGCCGGUCCAUACCUGUUGUCAUUGCAAUUCGCACAUUCAUCUCACACCUCGGCCUGGUCGGUCAUUUGCGAAUCCAUCACACAGAAACCGGCAAACCAGUGCCUGGAACACCGACCUACAGUCGCCACAACCUCCUCCACCGUCCGCACUGCCCUCACACACACUCCCUGGGUCACGUGCGCAUUCAUGAAAACCUGCGGAAGACAGCCGCCAACUACAUCUCAUCCUCACACCUUCCCCCACCAGUAACUGCGCCACAUAACGCAAAUCAUUCAACCACCACCUUGCAUAUAGGUGGGAUGUGUGCUGCUCGGUCCCUUGUCGAUGUGACUGCUCUGCAGCAUGUGUGA
This is a messenger RNA of Spirometra erinaceieuropaei, 753 nucleotides long. The record is from the annotation of a GenBank genome assembly. Lineage: Eukaryota; Metazoa; Platyhelminthes; Cestoda; Diphyllobothriidea; Diphyllobothriidae.